AUGACUAGUGACAUACUUAAAGUGAAAGACAGCAUAUCUGUUGAAUCACAAAUAGUUCCAACCACUCCUGUAAUCAUCACAGAACGGAAGGAUGAAUGCAAGAUAGCCCGACCCACUCCUGUAACCACAAAAGAGCAAGAAGAUGAAUCCAAGACAGUUUCGCCAACCACCAGCAUACGAACCUCUUUAAACUUUGGUGGCUCCCUAGAUCGUGCCGUGACAUCUAGGGCGGCCGUAACUCAUCGAGAAUUCGAAAUCGCGGAGAUGUCGCCGACAGAUCGCGCUUUAGUUGAACGAUUUAGACAGAAGAAGCAUAUUCCUCGACCAAAAGUUCUUCCACAUGCGUCACUUCCUUCUCCUCCAAUAACUCCAACGGCACCGGCCAGUCAACUUCCCGUGCCAAAACAGGCAGAAUUUAUGCGUUUCCCUACGCCACCACGUAUACCUCUGCAGACAGCUCGACAAUCGUCGCCAGGCGCUGCUGAAAUUUGCUUGAAAAGGGUGUACCGCACAGUAAAGCAGCUAUCAACAAAGGAGCAUUUCUUGGAGUUUCCGACUUUGAAAAAAGUGGAUCACACACCAAAACCUCCAUUGAAACUUAGGCGAUCUCAAACAUGGGCUCCAAGUUGGAGAAGAAGGUAA
This is a messenger RNA of Cylicostephanus goldi, 642 nucleotides long. The record is from the annotation of a GenBank genome assembly. Lineage: Eukaryota; Metazoa; Nematoda; Chromadorea; Rhabditida; Strongylidae.